AUGGCAGACGACCUCGCCGCUCUGACGGCGGCGCGCGUCGCCACCACCGGCGCUCGCCUCGAGUAUACUCCCGACCUGCCAGCCGAGCGCUCUGGCGGCGAUCUCGACGCCUCCGGGACGCUUGCACGCGUGCUCCCCGCGGCGAGGAGCGGGAAAGAGGUUAUGCUGCUGUGCGUGGGCGGCGAGGGCUCGAUGCGGAUGGGUGCAAAUCUCGUCCUCAACCUCGCCUCGCUGGGGCUACGCCACAUGCUACUCUUUGCGCCCAAGCAGGAGGUGUGCGACGGGGUCUGGGAGGUGCUGCCGCGCGUGGCGUGCGUCUGGCAACCAUCCGCCUUCGCCUCGAAGCGGCCCGCCUCGCUAUACAACGACGCGAUGCGCCUCUUUGGGAUGCGCGAGUUCAACCCCGUCGCGCUUGACUUCUUCCGCGCGCGCAAGCGGCUGCUCGUGCAGCUCGUGCUCUCGCACGGGCUCAACGUGCUGCAUCUGGACGCCGACGUCGCGGUGCUCGCCAACCCGUACCCGCUCUUCAAGGGGCCGCUCCUUGAGCACCAGCUCAUCUUCCAGACCGACAACCCCUUCGCCAACGCUGGCGUCUUUUACGUGCAGGGCGUGGCGCGCGGCAGCGGGGGCGCCUGGCUGCUCGAGGAGCUCAACGCGAGGAUCGAGCGGUUCACCUUUCGGCCGGAGUCGGUGCGCGAGCUGCCGCACUCCGGAUGGUCGGCGCCGCCCCACUUUGCAAACGCCGACGAGCAGGCCAACCUCAACGACGUGAUUGCGUCCGCACUGAUCGGAGAGCGGACCUUUGCCGCCGGCGUCGAGUUUUUCGAGGCGCGCGCCUCCCGCACCCGCAGCUGUUUCAAGGCCCAGUUCGCGGGUGCGCUCCUCUAG
Messenger RNA from Emiliania huxleyi CCMP1516, 888 nucleotides. RefSeq lists its product as hypothetical. The transcript has a single exon. Bases 1 to 888 code for a protein of 295 amino acids. NCBI's taxonomy places the organism in Eukaryota, Haptophyta, Isochrysidales, Noelaerhabdaceae. The record is from RefSeq and is a predicted model, not a curated record.